Molecule: messenger RNA, 1031 nt
Organism: Galdieria sulphuraria
Lineage: Eukaryota; Rhodophyta; Bangiophyceae; Galdieriales; Galdieriaceae
Product: short-chain dehydrogenase/reductase (SDR) family protein
Exons: 5
Coding region: 53-988 (311 amino acids)
Source: RefSeq, a predicted model, not a curated record
GAAAUGUCUGUCCCAUAGAAUUUUGGAAGGACUUGGUUUUUCUGCAAGAGGUAUGAGCAAUUUCUUACCUGAUACGCUGCGCAAACAAAAGUGCCUAAGUGGAAAGACCGCAAUAGUAACAGGAGCGAGUAGGGGAAUAGGAAGAGAGAUAGCACUAGCGUUUGCUGAAGCUGGUGCAAAUGUUGUUGUUGCUGCAAAAAGUAUUCAAGAUACUCCCAGCCUUCCUGGCACUAUUUAUAGCGUUGCAAAGGAAGUAGAAGCAUGUGGUGUGAAAGCUCUUCCUUGUCAAGUUGAUGUUCGAGAAGAAGUAGCUGUAGAAAAUAUGGUGGAUAAGACUGUACAAGCUUUUGGCUCAAUUGACAUUCUUAUUGCAAAUAGUGGAGCUCUGUGGUGGAAGAACGUUGUGGAUACUCCUAUGAAAAGAUACGACCUUGUACAGGGUGUCAACGCGAGAGGUUCUUUCGCCUGUGUACGAGCAGUUUUGCCGCACAUGAUCAAACAACGUUCAGGUCAUAUUAUUACUAUGUCUCCACCAAUAGACUUGGAACAUAUGGAAGGCAAAGUGGGAUAUCUCAUGAGCAAAUAUGGAAUGACUAUUUUAGCCAUGGGCCUUGCUGAAGAAGUUCGAGAAUUUAAUAUUUCAUCCAAUGCACUAUGGCCUAAGACAAUGAUAGAAAGUUUUGCCACUAUGAAUUUUCAUCUCGGAGAGAGAUGGAUGUGGAGGAAGGCUUCAAUCCUCGCAGACUGUGUGCUUAUGAUGGUGAAUGAGCCUGGUGGACGCUUCAGUGGUCAUGCAGUCAUUGAUGAAGUUUUUAUGAGAGAACGAGGAAUAGAGGACUUUUCCCGUUAUCAAUGCGUGCCAGGAAAAGAGCCACCUCCUGCCUGGCCAGCCUCCAAACUAGGUACCUUUAGGACUCCAAAGAAUGCUUCAGUACCUCCUGGUGUGUACUCUUUGAAUGCGGCAUCUUCUAAUCAUAGUAAACUUUAAGUCAUUUGUGGGACAAGUCCAUAUUAAAGGAUUUUUCAAGUUG